AUUGAUAUCGACACCUCCCUCCCUCUUCUCCGUCCCUGUUGAACGAGAGAAGACGACAGAGUAACCCUAAAACGGAAAAGAACAACUGAAAUAAAAUAGCUCUCAAACAUUAUCGAUGAUCCAAAAGAGGCCGACAGAAGCACGUGAAAUCCAUAACAAGAACUACUGUGUUUUGGGAGAUGCUUAUGAGAUGGUGAUGGUGCCCAAGGAGCUCGAGCUCGAAAAAGAGAGCAAUUUCGAGUUCCGAUUCCAAGUUCCUGAUGUUGGACAAGCCAUUAGAGAUUCCAUGAGGAGUAGAGAAGUCAGGGAGUUUGUUAGUGGGGCUCUAGCAGGUGCCAUGACUAAAGCUGUCCUUGCUCCCCUGGAAACAAUCAGGACAAGAAUGGUGGUUGGUAUUGGAUCCCGAAAUAUUGCCGGCAGCUUCCUUGAGAUCAUUGAGCAGCAGGGUUGGCAAGGAUUGUGGGCUGGCAAUGCCAUCAACAUGAUCCGUAUAGUCCCCACACAAGCAAUAGAGCUUGGCACGUUUGAAUAUGUCAAACGAGCAAUGACAUCAUUUCAAGAGAAGUGGAACCAGAAUGAAUGCCCAAAAGUGAAGAUUGGCAAUGUUAAUUUGGAGUUCUCCCUCUCAUGGAUCUCUCCAGUUGCAGUUGGUGGUGCAGCUGCUGGGAUUGUCAGCACCCUUUGUUGCCAUCCUCUUGAAGUAUUAAAAGAUCGACUGACUAUAAAUCCUAAGGCUUAUCCUAAUAUUACUCUUGGCCUUCGCAAUAUUUACAAGGAUGGUGGGAUUGGUGCUAUAUAUUCUGGGAUGUCACCUACCUUGAUUGGAAUGCUUCCGUAUAGCACGAGUUACUAUUUCUUGUACGAGACAAUAAAGAAAUCUUACUGCCAAGCAAAGAAGAAGAAGUCUUUAAACCGUGCAGAGAUGCUCCUUAUAGGAGCUUUUUCAGGCUUCACUGCAAGCACAAUUAGCUUCCCAUUGGAGGUGGCCAGGAAACGGUUAAUGGUGGGAGCACUGCAUGGAAAGUGUCCAGCCAACAUGGCAGCAGCAUUGUCGGAGGUCAUUCAGGAGGAAGGUUUGAAGGGACUCUAUAGAGGGUGGGGUGCAAGCUGUUUGAAGGUCAUGCCAUCCUCUGGCAUCACCUGGAUGUUCUACGAAGCUUGGAAAGAUAUAUUGCUUGUUGAGAGGCACCACCUGUAACAGCAGAUGACUAUGCAAUUUGCCUUCGAGUCACACCAUAUUUUGAUUGCAUUCAAUGAGUGACCUGCCAUUAAUGAUCUUUUGCAGGUAGAAGAGGCCAAUGAUCUGUACU
Molecule: messenger RNA, 1310 nt
Organism: Telopea speciosissima
Lineage: Eukaryota; Viridiplantae; Streptophyta; Magnoliopsida; Proteales; Proteaceae
Product: probable mitochondrial adenine nucleotide transporter BTL1
Exons: 6
Coding region: 116-1198 (360 amino acids)
Biological process (GO): transmembrane transport
Source: RefSeq, a predicted model, not a curated record